UAGAGUUAAAUGAUAAUGUGUUCUGUUCGAUAAAACAACUUUAUCGAGAGAUAACAUGAUUCAGUGCGAAAUCGAACGCGUCGAAAGGUGUUCCAUUUGAUAAAGAAAAUGAGCGAAAACCGAAUGGUGGUUGGAGACGAUGGAGUGCCGGUACCAGGCAGUCAUAUCAUCGAAGGAGGUAAUCACACACUCUAUAGCGGCGGGGUGCACAUCGUCGAACAUGUAAAUUCCGGGGGAGUGCACAUAGUCGAACACAACCCACACUACCCGUCUGGGGGGGUCAGUAUCGUGGAUCACAACCCACACUACCCUUCUGGAGGGGUCAGUAUAGUUGAUCAUGCCGACACCGUGCAUAUUGUGGACCAUAACCCCGACUACCCACACGGCGGGGUACACAUUGUCGACCACAAUCCAGAUCACAUCCACAUAGUGGAACAUUAUCCUACUGCUCGCACCGGCGAUGAGCCACUUCCACAAUGAAGAAAUUCAAAUACACCACAUUUUUAUAGGCAUGAAUAUUUUAAAUAAACUGCCUAAAAUAUAUUUUAAAAUUUAGAAUUAAAUGCGCAUAUCCUGGAGUAAUAAACAUAUUUUUUAUACAUAUGGUUAAGUGUAUUUUAAAAGCUAUACUAUUUUUUUAACCUCUUAACUGUUACAUAUUAAUAUUAUAAUAAAAUUAUUUUUUUACAAGAUUUUUUCAAAAAGCAUUGAUAGUACGCCUGUUCAAAAUUCAUAUCAUAAUUUUUAAUGAGCGUCAUUGCUAUACGCUUAUAGUUAGGCGUUCAUUAAUGUCAUGUUUUAUAUAAAGGAUCAGUUUUACACAAAGGGCACUUGGGGAACAUGUCUGAAGCUUCCGACGAGUGUUUCGAGAUACCAAAACCACAUAUCCUGUACAUAAAUAUGUUAAAGUUGUGUUGAUAUAAAUAUGUUUAAAUAAAGUUACUGUAUUUGUUCCAUCGU
Molecule: messenger RNA, 960 nt
Organism: Manduca sexta (tobacco hornworm)
Lineage: Eukaryota; Metazoa; Arthropoda; Insecta; Lepidoptera; Sphingidae
Exons: 3
Coding region: 109-480 (123 amino acids)
Source: RefSeq, a predicted model, not a curated record